CCUGCGCCAAUAUUGACGUCGCAUACGGGGCGUGAGGAUCAACUCUACGCCAAGGACGGCACUCGUUUGCUGUCGUGCAGCGUGGUGUCGCGAUCUGCCAAGGAAGGCGGCGGGAACGUGCUCUUGAUUUCCAGCUCGAAUCCUACGAAGAAGGACUGGCUGCUGCCUAAGGGGGGCUGGGACGAAGGCGAGACCAUUCACAGGGCAGCGUGGCGCGAGGUCAUCGAAGAAGGAGGAGUUGACGCACAGCUCAAAAUUGGUCUGGGAAAACUGAGCUUU
Messenger RNA from Phytophthora sojae, 279 nucleotides. RefSeq lists its product as hypothetical. The record is from RefSeq and is a predicted model, not a curated record. The annotation marks the transcript as partial. The transcript is spliced from 2 exons. Lineage: Eukaryota; Oomycota; Peronosporomycetes; Peronosporales; Peronosporaceae. Gene Ontology annotation, molecular function: hydrolase activity. Gene Ontology annotation, cellular component: nucleus; cytoplasm.